Messenger RNA from Periophthalmus magnuspinnatus, 4547 nucleotides. It is a transcript of the gene btbd8, whose product is annotated as BTB domain containing 8. Gene Ontology annotation, molecular function: protein binding. NCBI's taxonomy places the organism in Eukaryota, Metazoa, Chordata, Actinopteri, Gobiiformes, Gobiidae. The transcript has 22 exons. The record is from RefSeq and is a predicted model, not a curated record. The coding region runs from base 54 to 4451 and encodes 1465 amino acids.
CAGGAUCAGAACGAACCUUGCCUUUUUCCAAUGGCCUGAGAUCAUAAGAAGCCAUGCUUACCACAGAGGCAGCGAGAGAGUUCCAGGCCAAAGAGCGAAGGUUCAAAGAGCAGCUGAGGAGAAGUCUCUCUUCAGCGCUGUCUGCUGAUCUCCUGAGGCUGCUGCAGGAGGAGAUGGAGGCUGAUGUUAUACUGUGCACAAAUGCUGAUUCUCUCAAGGCACACAGAGCGGUUAUUUUGGCCCGGGUGCCCCGGCUCUUGAAGGGACAGUCCUACAAAGACCUUGCCACAGUCCACGUUCCGGGGAUGGACCUCUCAGGGCUCAAAGAACUCAUCAGGCGUGUGUACACAGCAGAGCAGCGUAUGCGCUCAGGGGAAAUCCUCCCAGAUGCGGAACGGGCUGCCCCAGCUGUUACAGACCUCCACUGUCCCUCUAACUCCGACCAGGGCCUGGAGCCAGCCUCAGGACUUGGGGCAGACUUGUUGGGUUUGUAUCAGCGUGGAGAGCAGUGUGACAUCACCAUCCAGGUCUCUGAGCAGCUCUUCUCCUGCCACAGGGCAAUUCUCUGUGCACGGUCUCAAUACUUCCGGGCCAUGCUGAGUGGGAGCUGGAUGGAGAGUUCCCAGCACUGCAUCACACUUCAGGGUUUAGGGCCUGAAGAGAUGGAAAUACUGCUACAGUUUAUGUACGGGGCUAUUGUGGAUCUACCGCCAGGAGCCAGUGCCAGUCAGGUAGUACUAGCGGCAGACAUGUUGGGACUGGACGGACUCAAAGAUGUAGUGGAGAUGGUUCUGAUCAGGGAUUACUGCCGCUUUUUUCCCAAGCCGAGUGAUGGGGUCCAGAAGGGUGUCCUUGAGUGCCUGUGCCUCACCCAUGCCUUAGGCCUUCACAACCUCAACUUGCAGUGUAAGAGGUGGAUCACAGAGCAUUUUGUGAAGACAUGGUCAGAGCGAAACUUCUCCCUGUUAUCUCCCGAACUUCAGAGAGUCUGUUUUAAUGCUCUAGCCGAAACUAUGGCUGUCCAGAACGCGGUGACGUUGCUGUGCGCCACGGAGCAGCUGAUCGGGAGUCUGCCUGAGGUGAAGUGGGCUCAGCAGGUCAAGAGUCUGGUUACAGAGCUCCAGGACCACAGCCUCAAAUACAUUGUCCAAAACCUUCCCAAAGUCAUACGCACUCAAGCCUUCCAAGAUCUACGCAGGAGAGAAGAGUUCACUACAGAACCCAUGUUGUUGAGGAAGCUCUGUUCAGCCAUAAAAGAGGGCGUAACCGUGGAAAACAGCUGUGAGCUCUACACUGCAGUGCACUGGCUGUGUGGAGAUGGCCUGAAGGAGUCUGGUCUGCUUCAGACUGGGCAGAGACAACAAGAGCCAUUCAAGCAGGAGAUUUGCAGCCUGCACGAUCGACUCUGGACCUUCCUCCUACAGACCUUUUACGCUGUUCGCCACACUCAAGGAUGGGAGAGCCUAUCACCCAAGCAUAGAGAGAGGAUUUUAGCAGAUGCAAUUGAUAAAGGGGACAAUAGAAGACUUGGGAAAAAGCCAGUAUUUUCUAGCUCACAGCCCCGGGCAGUAAAAUGCCCUGCUCCUGCUCCUGAGAGCCCUUUAAUCAGUAGGACACAAAGUAAACAAGUGUCCACUAUUGCCAAACCUCCCUCCUCCCAAAAUUCCGCUAUAGCCAUGAAAUCGGAUGCACUUGGGACAGCUCCCAAAGCAGGUGACAGUCCGAAGACAAAAAGCGUGAAGAAGUCAGCUGACCACGGGGUGCCGUCAAAAACAAAAACAGGAGCUACACCUGUUGUUAAUGGGACAAGUGUUCGGCGAGAUGUGGUGAGUGCGAAUGGCCCAAGAAGUACAACAGUAGCCAAAGACCAAGAGAGGCGGCCAAAUCCUGGUGCAAGACCAAAAACCUCUCUUCCAAACCCCACAUCCCAGGGACCAGGGUCCAAGGUCCAAAAAGUCAAACCUGAUGGCCCCACUGUUCAGGCCUCCUCCACAUCGGGCAGUGCUUCACCUGAAAAUGGUGCCAGCAGCCCCAAAAAUGAUGCCCAAACAGUGCCAGGUGCCAAACUGAAACAGCAGGUCAAAAUCAUGAACAAGUCUGCACCAACGAAAGCUCCUCAGAAGACACAGCCAGCCAAGACAAGCAGCUCUUCAAGCAAGCCAAGUGUGAGAGAGACCAGUAAAGUCAAAACAGUUGGAGCAGAGAAAACAACCACUGCAGCAACGAAAGCAGAUACCAAAGGAAGAGCAUCAGACAAUUAUGCCGCCAGAAAUGGCAUUUCUACAAAAAAGCCUGCAUCUCCUAAAAAAGACAACAAACCAUCUGUGGACAAAACGACUAGCGAAGCUCCAAAGAAGAAAACAACAAAACCUGCUUCAGCCACAGUACCCUCAGCUAAAGGCAGCGCUAAACCUAGUGUCAAGUCCACCUCAGUCAACGCUAAGCAGUCUCCAGCUACUACUGCCAAACCAGGACCAAAAUCUAAGACUGCUACCGCUGACACAGGGUCACCAAAAUCUGGUCCAAACACCAAAACAGCAACCACGGCUGGCAAGAAAUUAGCAAUAAAAGAGAAUGAGACAGGAAAUGUUAAAAAUCAGGAUGCUAAACUUGAAAUAGCUAUUGUUCGGACUGGUCAUGCUGCAGAGGAGCCGCAUAAAGAAACAUACAUUAAGGAACCUAUGCAGACAGAAAGCAAAGGUGAUGGCGUUUUGCGUCAAUUAGAUUUAAAAGAAAAUUUGGAAAAAACUACAGCGGAAAAAGAAAAUGUCCAGGCAGCUAAAUGUGCUCCCCAAGUAAAUCCAGCCAAUGUAGAGAUGCCUAUACCUGCUAUAGAUGCUAAGCAAAAAACACAAUCAAACUUUUCCAAUCAAGUCAAUGACACUAAUUCACCUAAAGAGAUAGACCGCCCCUUAACAGGCACACCUUGCAGUAUCGGUAGCACUCCUUUGGAAGACUCCUGGAGCAGCAUGCAUCCUCAGUGCACACCCGAAUCGGAAACAGGAAGCCAGGCAACCUCAUCGGAUGACAUCAAACCCCGAUCAGAGGACUAUGAUGCGGGUGGUUCACAAGACGAUGAUAUUUCCAAUGAUAGGGGCGUGUCCAAGUGCGGUACAAUGAGAUGCCAUGAUUUCCUGGGCCGAAGCAGCAGUGAUACAAGCACUCCAGAAGAGCUCAAAAUGUACGAAAGUGGUUUGAGAGUCGAGGUCCGAAUGCGAGGAAGAGAUAUGGAGACGACGAGCGAUGAGGAGGCAAUAAGACAAAGGCCGAGGUCUUGGUUGCAUCGAGAUGAGAUUGCGGCGGCGGAGGAGGAGUAUUCUGAAGUUGAAGCCACAGUAACGGUGAAAAGCGUUCCAGAACACCAGUUGUUUUCCUCUGAAGACGAGGAAGAGGAAGAAGAGGAGGAGGAAGAAACAGAGGAUGAAAAAUCUGAAGUUGAAGUUAUCCCCAAAACAGAAACAUCCCCGCAUUUUCAAGGAAUUGUGAACCUGGCUUUUGAUGAUGAAAGCAUAGACCAGGAAAACCAGGAGCAGUACCAGACGUCAAAUUUCCGUAGAUCCGUACUGCUUUCUGUCGAUGAAUGUGAAGAACUGGGUGAAGAAGGAGGUGAAACUGCUCAGCAAAAGCCAGAUGCUGCUAUAACGCCAUGUGAUGUUUUUGAACCAGACAGUAUAGUUAACGAGGAGGAGAAAGUCGGCCAUCUUGGAAUUUCACCAGAGCACAAAACUAGCGAGGAUGACAAGUCUGUAUUUCUAACUGAAAUCCAGGAGCAGGUUAAUACCCAAGAAGACAUAUCCCCCUGCCCUCCCCAGGACACACCCCAAGAGCGACCAUGUCAUCUUGAUUUACGAAACACUGAACACUACAACAAUGUGUCGUCACGUAAAAAUCCAACAGGAAGCAAGAAAACCGAAUUGCAUCUAGACUUACAUGAAUCUCAACUGACCUCACAACAGGGUGCACAAUCUCCAGCAGGAGACAGUGCUUGUCAAAGAAUGGAGCAAAUCUGCAAACAUGACCGUCGUCCAUCUGCCAAAGCGUUGUCUCCUAUUUACGAGAUGGAUGUGGGGGAAUCCUUUGAGAACUGCGUGCAAAAGCCUAACCAAGAAGAUGAAGAAACCGAAAUCAAUAGCGAAUUUGCAGAAAAAGACUGGAGCUUGCUUAGGCAGCUCUUGAACGAAAACGAGUCCAAUCUUGGUGUAAUAAACCCAGUGCCAGAGGAGCUUAAUUUGGCACAGUAUCUUAUCAAACAAACCCUAUCUCUAUCUCGGGAGUGUGCAGACACUCAGGCUUUUCUUUCGCCAGAAAAGGAAUCGUUUAAGCGGUGGGCGGAAUUGAUUUCGCCCCUGGAAGACUCAUCUACCAGCAUCACAGUGACAAGCUUCUCGCCCGAGGAUGCAGCAUCACCGCAAGGCGAGUGGACCAUUGUGGAGCUGGAGACGCACCACUGAGAGAGAAGCACAGAUAGGGUGACCACCUCAAAAAGGAUUAAUAAGUCAAUUCUCUUUCAACUAAAUAGAAACAUGCCAUGCCAAAAUGCAUAUUGA